AUGGCGACUUCGAACAAUCCGCGGAAAUUCAGCGAGAAAAUCGCUUUGCAUAACCAGAAGCAGGCGGAGGAGACGGCGGCGUUUGAAGAAGUGAUGAAAGACCUCAGCAUUACCCGGGCAGCGAGGCUACAGUUGCAGAAAACUCAGUACUUGCAGCUGGGACCGAACCGUGUGCAGUACUAUGGAGGAUCUUUGCCAAAUGUCAAUCAGAUUGGAAACAGCACUAUGGAUAUGGCUUUUCAGAAUUCAGGGCUGGACACGAACAGGUCGACGCGACACCACGGGCUGGUGGACAGAGUCUACCGGGACAGGAGCCGCAUCACAUCACCCCACCAGAAGCCCCUUUCUAUUGACAAACAUGGACGCCAGAUUGACAGCUGUCCAUAUGGUUCAGUAUAUCUGUCACCACCACCUGAUACCAGCUGGAGGAGGACAAACUCUGACUCAGCACUGCACCAGAGCACAUUAACUCCGGCCCAACAGGCCUCUUUCACUGGAGGAUCACAGGAGUUCCAGCCAAAAAGAGUUCUCCUGCUCACUGUACCAGGGGCUGAAGCAAUUAAACAAGAGUCUGAAGAAGAUGGACAAAACCAGAACUGGGAGUGCAAAAAGAACAUUUCAAGGUCCAAACAGUGCAAAGUCCCAGGGAUCCACAUAUUCCCGUCUCCGGACCAGCAGCUGACCAAUUCACUAAAACCAGUAGCCCACAACACUGGCGGUUCUCUCCCUGACCUGACCAACAUCCAGUUUCCUCCUCCGCUGCCUACCCCGCUCGACUCAGAUGAUGCAGUUGGCACCACGUUCAGCUCCUCAAACAACACACAGACCAUGGCUAGCACGCAAGGAGUGAACACCUCUCAGCCCACAGUAACCAUGGAAAUGCAGUCUGGGCAGGACGACAUGGUUCCUCUCAUCCUGAAUGCAGGAGACUCCCACCAGCACCAGAACCUGCAGCUCUCACCAACAUCUCCGCCUCUCACUCUCUCUCAGGCGGCCAUCAACGCCAUGAACCUUGAGCAGCAGCUGUCCCAGUAUGCCUUCUUCAACCAGCAGCCGUCGUCCCAGAGCCACCAGAGCCAGCAACAGACAGGUCUGGUCCAGCUGUCGUCCUCCAUGAACUCCUGCUCCCCGUCAGACAACCAGACGUCGUCACAAGCCAACAUGACCAUGGACAUGAACACGGCCUCGUCCCUUCAACAGUACCGCAGUAGGGUCGGAUCCUCUGCCAAUCAGUCUCCAACCUCCCCUGUCUCCAAUCAAGGCUUCUCACCUGGAGGUUCCCCUCAACAUAACUCCAUACUGGGCAGCGUGUUUGCAGACUUCUACGACCAGCAGCUCCCGUCCAUUCAGGCCAGUGCUCUCUCACAACAGUUGGAGCAGUUCAACAUGAUGGAAACCCCCAUCAGCUCGGACAGCCUGUAUAACCAGACCUCCACCCUCAACUACUCCCAGGCGCUUAUGAUGGGUUUGACUGGCCAUUGCAACCUUCAGGACCAGCAGCAGCUGAGCUACAGCAGCCAUGGCAACAUCCCCAACAUCAUUCUCACAGUGAGCAGUGAGUCUCCCCCCAGCCUGCCCAAGGACCUGACCGGCUCGUUGUCCACAGAUGUCAGCUUCGAUAUCGACUCCCAGUUCCCACUGGAUGAUCUUAAAAUAGACCCGCUGACGCUUGAUGGCCUGCACAUGCUAAAUGACCCGGACAUGGUCCUUGCUGACCCCGCCACAGAGGACGCGUUUCGCCUUGACCGGCUCUAAUCACCGCACCACCUCAUGCUCAGGUGUGUGAAUGCUGCUGCCCUGGGGCGGCGAGGGAGUGGGGGGGGGGCUUAGCAUCUGAGAGGAUGAAAACCAAGAGGAGCAGCUUUCUGGAGGGUGCUGGUCAAGUCCUCGUCCGGGCAGAGCAUCGAUUUCACGCCAACCAACUCAAUCAAACCCCGCAAGAGAGCAUUUAAAAGAAAAAGACUGGAAACCUUGAAAACUGGAAAGAUGGGUUACGACUGAUGAAAAGUUAUGGUAUGAAUGAUCUUCAUUGUUGUGUCAACCACAAAUGACACUUUGAAUUUUGAUUUAUUUAGGUGUUUAGUUUUCAUUUGAGGGAGCUUGAUGAAAAUAUCAUGAGGGCAGAGGGAGGCUGGUUUGAUAUUCUCCAUCAAUGACUGACUAAACCACGUCUGCAGAGCAAACCCUUAACAAUCUGCAGUAUCAUACACCUGUUAACACAGAGUAGCUUGAUGACUCAGAGAAAAACACAAGUUUAACCUCCCUUUGUGCCACACACACUCAGCAGUACACUCAGUUUGGAUAUCAAUUUAGUGCUAAUCCCUGUUUAGUUUGUCAUAAAAGCCAAAGUAGGGCCUGGUUUGAUUUGCUCGAAAUUUCCUCUAAAGUUUUGAGUGAUGAUGAGUCACUAUUUUGUUAUUUUCAGGAGAUGCUGAAUUUUGAUUUAACCAUAGUAAAUAGCAACCAUCGGUUAUGCAUGAAAUCACAAAUCACUGUGCAUACUUGUUUUGCCUUAAAAGCUUGACAUUUUGGUUUUCAUGCAAAGAUUACUAUUAUGUAAAUGAGAAAAAAAAUAAUUGUCAAGUCAUUGUAACUGUUUUACAAGUGGUUUGGCUUACAUAAUUCACAGUUGCAUUUUAUUUUUGAGGUGCGCUGUUCUUAAUCCAUCACUUCAUACAUUGUCACUACCGUAUGGUUUUUCAUGCAUCAGUCAAAUCUUAACGACUAAGGAGUUCUUUGUUAUGAAAUAGAUGUUUACAUGCUUGUUUCGUUAGAUAUUUUACAUGUACAGAAUGUGAUUAGAUUUUGCGUAAUGGUAUCUAUGCAAAACUACAGCGAUUGGUUUAGGACUGUAAAGUGAAAAAGAUAAAUGAACCCUUUCAAAAGGAAGCCAACGUGCAAGUUUCUUAUGGAAUGCACAGCGAUGGUGCCAUGCUAUAUUUCUUUUGAUACUUUUGAAACUCUUUACAUUUUCUUUUCAGACCAGUAAGGUGUAGAGAAAAUGCUGACAGUGCGUGUGUCAUACAGUAGAAGCUCUCCUUGAUUACUCCCAAAGAUGUGACCUCAGUGUAGUUGAAAUAUAUAUAUUUUUCCAGAAAAUUGAACUGCCUCUAUACUAAAACAGCAUUGUUGAUGCAAUGAGAAUGUAUUUAGGUCACAUCUGUACAGCUGUGUUGUUGCCAUCUUGUCAUCCUCAUUGCCUCUUAUAUCUAGCCUUCAUGUACUGAAAAAUAAUUUUCACCUGUUAUUGUUUUCUCCCUGCAAAGGAGACGUGGCAUACUGUUUUAUAUAUUACUUUUUUGUUUCUUUGGCACUACAGUGACACUGAGUAUCCGUUUUCUUGUCAUGCUUGUGUGUGUCUGUGCCCUUUAUCCUUCUGUUCCAUGUUUCUCUGACCGUUGGUUCUAUAUUUUUAUGGUUUCAAGCAUUUGCUCUUUAAAAAACCCUCUUUGUUUUUGAGUGGAUCAUAGCUGUCUCAUCUCUCAUAUUGCACUUUAUGUAUUAAUUUAAAACACUGAUUUAUGAGAGUUUAUAUACCAAACCCCCCUGUGACUGUUAUGUGCACUGGACCUGUGUGCCCUGUCUUUGACUAAACUUGCCUUCUUGUUAAAAAAAAAAAAAAAAAUAUGAAAAAAAGCUCUAUUACAUUAUAGUUAUUUUUAAAAAGAGUUUUUACUUAAUCAGUGAAUAUUUUGUUAGUGGUCUACUGUUGCAGUUUUCCUGGAUUUUGGAAAACAUUUGUAUUUUGGAACAGUGGUGAUCAGAGGUGUGUCAGUCCAGUGCUGAAGCUCUUUAUGCUACUGAGAGCAGGUUUGAGAAAAUAGAUCUAGAAAAAUAUGUGUAAUUAAUCACCGAUUUGCAAAUAAAAAGUUUAUUAUUAAAAUAUUUAAAGAUGCAAGUAGAGUAUAAUGUGAUUUCUCAGAUGAGUACAUUUAAAAUGUACAUAUUAUCACAAUGUUGUGCCAGAUAGGAUAAAUCAGUCACUGAAAAGCAUUUUAAAGAAUUUCUAUGGUAAUUCAGUCUAGAUAUAAUUAUUUCUAAAAGGCCCAAUAUAAGUUCAUUUUCAUGAAUAUUCCACACUAUGAAAAAGGUAAUUCUGUGGCUGCAACAUUAUUUCUGUCGAUGUGCGUCAAGGUCCUCUAGUGCCAGCAUAUCCCACCAUUAUUCUCAGAUAACGUAAAUGUAAAUCAAAAACGUCAGUUAACAAAUCUGUUCAAAUGAAACUUUUUUUUUUUUUUUAGAUGAAUCACAUUUGUGAGUUUUGAUCUUUUCUUUCCUCUUCCCCCUAUUUAAAUAAUAUUGUGACUGCACGAAUAACUAUACGUUUUCCCCUUUACAGCUUGGGUUUUAUUUUCUUUCAAGGGUGGAGUACUUUGUUUGUCAAAGUGUUUUGUUUUUUCUUGUUUGGUAAUGUUGUCCUUUGUUCUAUCUUAAUUCAGCGUCAUGUGUAGGCUAAUGUAUCCGCUAAGUGAAGCCUAAAGCAUCGGAAAUAUGGUAAUCAGCCUUUUAUGCACAUGUAGGAGCUUUUGUUUGGUACUAUGUUUGACACUGCAAUAUUCUGUAUGUGCUUAUUUUCUGUGCAACACCAACAGAGUUUUAUUAUGUCAUGGUAUAUCUAGACUAGCUUUGUAUAUUGCUGUAUGGUAGGCAUAAUGUUUUUCGUGCUUUAUGUGAUAUGAUGUCAAAGUGAGAAAAUGCACUGAGAAAUACUGUGCUGCAAUAUGUCAUUGUGGCUCGAUAUUCUCUGCUGGACCUCAGACUUUAUAGAGAGCCUGAAAUCUUUGUAGGUCCAUUUUCUGUUUUUCUAAUUUUUUUGUGCUCAUGUAGAUAGCUCAGAUGUGUCGCCUGUUACUGCCACCUUUUUAUGCAUCAACGUUCAGGCAUCCAUUGGUAUUAUACCAGUGUUUACAGUGACAAGAGUUUACAACAGAGCAAUGUUUGUUUUACUCUCCAUAAAAAAAUGUCCGUUAAAUACUGUAUCUGGAAUAACAGACUACAUAUGAACAACUUGCAGUGUAGAAUAGCAAACUUAUUUUGCUAUUUAGAUUUACCAGUGAAUCAGUUAUGUAAUUCCAAUACUAUGCCCUAAAUAAUACAUUAUAUUUGAUGAGGUUUUGAAGUUAUGUGAAUUAAUUCAAUUUUUUUUCUUCAUUUAUAAGCAUUUCGAUGCCCUAAAAGCACCUUUUAUUUCUCAGAAAUUCCACUUUCUAUGUACUUACUAUGAGCAGCUACAUGCUAUCAGAGGUUGUUUGGUUUUUUAAACAGAAUAGGUACUAUUUAGAUUUUAUUCAAUUUAGUUUUAUAGUAAAUCUGUCAUUUGCGCUGUAUAUUCUUUUCCCUUUUAGUGUUAGUCAACAGUUGAACCAGAAAGCCAAAGUACAAAACAGCCAUAAAUGAGAGAAUACUUAGACAUUUUAUCCCUCUAACUGUUGAAACACAACCUUUCCUUUUGUCUCCAAAAUAUUGUAUUGGGGUACGAGUUAUUUCAUAUAUCAACUAUGAACGUAUCAAUGCAUUGUUUACAUUGAACAUUAUUACAGAAACUAUUUCAGCAUAAUUUAAAGAGAUGCGACUGACAUAUCCUACCCACUUACUGGGGAAUCUCUUUUCUGCAUGAUGCUGAAUUUCAAAAUAUCUCAGAAAAUACCUUGACAUAUUGUAUUUUGCUUUAAAUUAAGUAUACAGUUUUGCUUUGUUUUGUUAAUCUGCUGUCAAACACUAAUUUUAGUGAAUACCACUAUAUACAUACUGUCUGCUAAAAGACAGAUACAGUAAGACAUAAAAUGAGAAAUAUCAGAUACAAAUACUGUACAGUCAGGCUAUAUAUCUAUGUUUAUAGAUAAAGAUAUAUAUUUAGAUUGACUUUGUGUCACAACAUGUUAAAACAUAAACAGAAUCAGGAAGCUGAAGCAGAGUCAUAGUGGUGCACAGUCACUCAGUGGGUUACCCACUCUAUGAAUCCUUUGUGUGCAUUUUGAGGACAGCCCGCUGCUGGUUCAAGCCUCAUACAAUGGCAGCUAAAUUGUUACACAAUGUUUUUUUUGUGUCUGAUAACAGUGAUACUAUUACACACACAGUUUACUGCCGUGAAGGGGUGCACUACGCUCCAUUAGUACGCUCGCAGCAACAGGAAACAUUAUGCUCAUAGAAUAUGCAAAAUCUAGCAUUCUGCAGCGCAGCUUGGCAAGUUGGUACUUUUUUGACCUGACCCUUUAAAAAAUGACGUGGUUGAAACCUUGUUCUUCAAAUUGUGUGUUUUCUAUUUAAACUGUCAAAUCUGACCAAAAGAAUCCAAGUUGGCUGUACUGUGCUGUAUAAAAGAUGAAUUACGCUUCUGUUCGAACUGUACCUGAUGUAUUUUUCUUGUGUGAAGGCUUCUGUCUUUGUAUCUUUGCAUUAUUAUUUGUAAAUGAAAUGAAAUAAAUAUAUCUGACAAAGCAACGAUGCUUCUUAAUCUUAUUAUUGUCAUUGGGUGGACUACUAAAGGCAAUAGAAAACAACAAACUAAAACAGUAUUUAAAUGAUGAUGAUAACAGCCCCCAUAACUGGCACAACUCAGACUUUCACACCCACUCCACAGCUUCACGCCCAGCAUUUGCCCUGCCUCUCCCACUCUGUCCACACAAACCAUUUUAAUGAGUUGACACUGGACAUUUUGCAUGUGGGAUGGGUAUGACAAAAGCAUACCCAAAAUGACUGGUGGUAAGAUUUCUGUCUUUUCUACACUAGAUAGGGUUCAUGAUUAUGUUGCCGUAUCUAUAACAACAGACAAAUCCCAAUAUGGCUUUCCCCUUUUGCUUUAUUGGCACUACUCAUAUGGCCAGUGACUUUUACCUCAGCAAAUAAUAUGACAAAUUGAUUCUUUGAUUUGCUUUCUCGCUCUGCAGGUUUCCAUGAAUCGUUGUGGUACCUGGACCGUAGUCGUGCCUCCUGCUGUGAGCCGACUGACACCCACUGCUACUUCCAUUAUUAUUAUUAAUCACAUUACUAUCCCUAUUUUCAUAAUUAUAAUUCUACUA
Molecule: messenger RNA, 7019 nt
Organism: Anoplopoma fimbria (sablefish)
Lineage: Eukaryota; Metazoa; Chordata; Actinopteri; Perciformes; Anoplopomatidae
Gene: crtc1a
Product: CREB regulated transcription coactivator 1a
Exons: 15
Coding region: 1-1755 (584 amino acids)
Biological process (GO): protein homotetramerization; positive regulation of transcription by RNA polymerase II
Cellular component (GO): cytoplasm; nucleus
Molecular function (GO): cAMP response element binding protein binding
Source: RefSeq, a predicted model, not a curated record